AGUCGCUUUGAAUCCAAGAUCCACGAUUUGCGGGAACAAAUGAUGAACAGCAGCAUGAGCUCUGGAUCAGGCUCCCUUCGGACCAGUGAGAAGAGAUCUCUCUAUGUCCGGGCUUUAUUUGAUUAUGACCGGACCCGUGACAGCUGUCUGCCAAGCCAGGGACUCAGCUUCUCUUAUGGCGACAUUCUACAUGUCAUUAAUGCUUCUGAUGAUGAGUGGUGGCAAGCCAGACUGGUAACCCCCCAUGGAGAGAGUGAACAAAUUGGGGUGAUCCCUAGCAAGAAGAGGGUGGAAAAGAAAGAACGAGCGCGAUUAAAAACUGUGAAGUUCCACGCCCGGACAGGGAUGAUUGAGGCUAAUAGGUCGAUCAAAACGAAACGUAAAAAGAGUUUUCGCCUCUCUCGAAAGUUUCCAUUUUACAAGAGCAAAGAGAACGUGACCCAGGAGAACAACGGACAGGAACAGGGCGUGACAUCCAACACCAGUGACAGCGAAAGCAGUUCCAAAGGACAGGAGGACACAAUUUUAUCCUAUGAGCCAGUGACACGGCAAGAAAUUCACUAUGCAAGGCCAGUGAUCAUCCUGGGCCCGAUGAAGGACCGAGUCAAUGACGACCUGAUUUCUGAGUUCCCACAUAAAUUUGGGUCCUGUGUGCCACACACCACUCGGCCUCGAAGAGAAAAUGAGGUGGAUGGCCAAGACUAUCACUUUGUAGUGUCCCGGGAACAGAUGGAAAAGGAUAUCCAGGAGAACAAAUUCAUCGAAGCGGGACAGUUCAACGACAACCUCUAUGGCACCAGCAUCCAGUCAGUACGAGCAGUGGCAGAGAGGGGGAAGCACUGCAUCUUAGACGUGUCUGGCAAUGCCAUCAAGAGACUGCAGCAAGCGCAGCUUUACCCCGUGGCUGUUUUCAUCAAGCCCAAGUCUGUGGAAGCUCUUGUUGAAAUGAACCGAAGACAGACGUAUGAGCAGGCCAACAAGAUCUAUGACAAAGCCAUGAAACUUGAGCAGGAGUUUGGCGAGUACUUCACAGCCAUCGUCCAGGGUGACUCGCUGGAGGAAAUUUAUAACAAAAUCAAACAAAUUAUCGAGGACCAGUCUGGCCACUACAUUUGGGUCCCCUCCCCAGAAAAACUCUGAAGACCAUCAGCUCCCCUCGCCUCCUCUCACCCCCUCCCCCAAAUCCAUUUUCUUGUGAGCAGAACCCAGGCCCCCCCCCCUUCUUCUUCCUCCUUCCUGUCUCUCUCCCAGGAGAACAAAUGACUACUGUUCCUGCCCCCUUUUUAGAUCUGUUGCAAAAUUGAGUUUUCUAGUCCUGUUUCUUUCUGUUGGGAUGAUGUCAUCUCACUCAUCACGUGACUGUGCCCAUUCCUGCAUGGACCUUCCCGGGAGCAGCUCCGGCGCCACUCCGGCAGUCAUUGUUUUUCUUUCCAAACCAAGCAGCAGAGAAGGCGGCUGAUGGAUUGUCGAUGAUAGACUCAGGACAGAAAACUGGAUUUCUCCUCCUCCAUCCGUGUCACUGUCUCCAGGCUCUGACUAGUGCGAUGUAAAUGGC
Gracilinanus agilis (Agile Gracile Mouse Opossum) is the source of this 1555-nucleotide messenger RNA. It is a transcript of the gene DLG3, whose product is annotated as discs large MAGUK scaffold protein 3. NCBI's taxonomy places the organism in Eukaryota, Metazoa, Chordata, Mammalia, Didelphimorphia, Didelphidae. Gene Ontology annotation, molecular function: protein binding. The record is from RefSeq and is a predicted model, not a curated record. Bases 40 to 1140 code for a protein of 366 amino acids. Gene Ontology annotation, cellular component: postsynaptic density membrane; neuron projection; neuromuscular junction. The transcript is spliced from 11 exons. Gene Ontology annotation, biological process: chemical synaptic transmission.